Vespa mandarinia (Asian giant hornet) is the source of this 1680-nucleotide messenger RNA. RefSeq names its product Caspase-8 Dredd (gene Dredd). Gene Ontology annotation, molecular function: cysteine-type endopeptidase activity. Lineage: Eukaryota; Metazoa; Arthropoda; Insecta; Hymenoptera; Vespidae. Gene Ontology annotation, biological process: proteolysis. The record is from RefSeq and is a predicted model, not a curated record.
AUUAUCACUAGAUGCAUCGUUAAUUUUUUUUUUCUUUUUUGUAUAACGUUAUCACGUUAUACGUAUUUUUCUGUUGCCUCGAAAUUAGUAGCCAAACGUGCUUUACCAAUAGUACAUACUUUUUUUCGGUAUAUCGAAGGAUUAAUGCGUUAUAAACGAUGUCGUUGGUCUCCGAUGCAAGACCACCACGCGUGGAUGCAACACCAAAUGUGAUAAAGAAUAGGAUAAAUUUAAAUAUAUUGGAAAAGAUAGAAAGCGAUCUUGACAUAGACGAUAUAGUUUCUAUUCUAUUUUUAAUGGUCAACGAUUAUAAGAGUGUAUUUUUAAAAAUUUUCAAACUUUAUUGCAAAGCCAAGAAAUACAAAACGUCUGUGAUAGCAGAAAUUGUCAAGGAUAAUGAAGAAAAUUGGGAGGAAAAAUUAUUAGAAUCUAUUUGUAUUAGUGAGAAUAGAAAAGUUAUAAAAAAAUUGGGACUACGGUAUGAGGAUUUGGAGAAAAGUUACUUGCCAAAAUGUAGGUUAUAUACAAAAAAAUUAAAUCCUAUUGCAAAAUGUUUAUACUUAUUAUGUGAAUCUUUAUCCGUGGAAGAAACGAAAAGGUUAUUGCGUUUUGUCAAAGAGGAUAAAAUCUUUCUUUCUAUUAUCAAUGAGAAUAAAAAGUAUGAGCCGAUACUCGAGGAUAUAGAUCAAUUGGAAUUACAUCUAUUGUAUUGGAUGAAUAUUGGAUAUAUCUCUAUUUUUUCAGCCAAGGAAGGAAAUUUAAAAAAUUUGUUAAAACAUUUGAAGGGCUUCGAUGAUAUAGAUUAUUUGAUAAUGGAAGAUUUAAAAGCGUGCAACAGGGAUCAGAAUAUAUCAAGCUUGAGUGCAUCCAAAGAGACACCUCGUUCCUUGGAAAAUCAAAUUAACGUCAUAGAAAUUGAAAAUAACAUGCGUAAGAUAAAAAAAGGAUUGUGCAUUAUUAUAAAUCAAAUAUACUUCUAUGGGUCGCAGUAUGAAACGCGCCUUGGAACAAGCGCAGACGCCGAUAAAUUAUCGAAAACAUUCCGAGGACUUGGAUUUACCGUUAGCGUCAUUGAUAAUUUGACGAAGCACAAAAUGCUUUCACAUAUCAGGGAUCUUUCCAAGCAGUUUGGAUGCGAUUAUGACUGUAUAUUUUUAUGCAUAUUAAGUCAUGGCUGUGAAGGAGGUAUCAUUGCGGUCGACGAGAAAGAAGUAUCCAUUAAAAGUAUUAAUAAUGCUUUCUGUUGUUCAGAAUUUAGUAAAAUAAUAAAGAUAGUUAUUAUUCAAGCGUGUCAAGGAAAGGCAAUAGGAAAAGUCCUAAAUCUGAAUCCUUUAACAACGGACGGCUUAGACGAACCUGCGACAAUCGAUAUAACGGCACACGCGAAUUUUUGCGUCUUUAUGUCUACGCUGCAAGGUUUUGUUUCUAUACGCGAUAAACUGAGAGGUUCAUGGUUCAUUCAAGAAUUGUGCAAUAUACUUCAACGAAAUGAAAGAAAAAUAAGCUUUUUCGAGUUGACAACGAAAGUUAUCCAAACGAUUCGAAAUAAGCAAGGAAUUAUGGAUGGCGAUAGGAUUGCCCAGUUACCUGAAUUAUUUAUGUGUCGUUUAGAUGCCGAUUUUGAAUUACCAAAGUACAAUCCUUAAGAGAAAAAUGAGGAAAUACGUCUGACUAAUUAAU